AUGUCGAAAUUCUUUGUUUGUCAGAGCACGAACUGCAAGAGGUUAGAGUCGGAGAAGCUUCUUCGGGACUUGGAGGAACUUUGCUCACUGUCUCCUGGCUGUCAAGCUGUGCACUCGGGAUGCCUCGACCUGUGUGGUCGAGGACCCAACGUGAAAAUUCAAACGCCAGGUGAUCAAAAGGUGGUGGAGGGUGUCAAGACCUUCAAGGCUGCUAGAUCCUUGCUGGAAAAGCAUGGCGUGAAGCUGCGGAAAGUGGAUUUCCAGGUGGCGGAAGUGAAGUACGAAGCCCGGCGCCAGAAGACCAGUGAGGAUCGGCUCAGUAAGGUGCAGCAAGGUUUUAAGGCCAUUGGGGGCGAGACCAGCACCAAAGAGCCCCAACUGGCGAGCAGUUUAUUCGCACUUCGAGCCGAAGAACGGGUGACUCAGGAUGCCACAAAGGCAUUGGAAGAUGCGAAGAAAGCUAUGGAAUUGACUCCCGACCUGGCAGGGCCAAGGUGGACUGCAGCCUUGGCCAUGCUGAAGCUGGGACAAGUGGAGCAAGCUAGGGAAGAGUGUGGACGUGCACAGGAUGGUAGUGGAAGCUACAACAAGGAACACAUGCGUCUUGUGACAAGGCAAUUGGCUGAAAUUCAACAACCAAAAGCCGAACCACCCAAGGCGGAACCACCCAAGGCGGAACCACCAAAAGCCGAACCACCCAAGGCGGAACCACCCAAGGCGGAACCACCCAAGGCGGAACCACCCAAGGCGAAACCACCCAAGGCGGAACCACCCAAGGCGGAACCACCCAAGGCGGAACCACCCAAGGCGGAACCACCCAAGGCGGAACCACCCACGGUUGAACCGCCCAAGGCGGAACCACCCAAGGCAGAACCACCCAAGGUUGAACCGCCCAAGGUUGAAAGUGCAAAGACGAAGCCGGAAAAGGAAGCUCAAUCGGAAAAAGCAGUGAAGGCUGAGCCUGCUGAAGCCAAGUCCAUGGCCAAGGCUCCAGGAAAGGCUCCAGCAAAAGCUGCAGCAAAGAUCGCAAAGAUGGCCCACUCCAAACAUGGAGAACAAGAGGGCAAAGAUGGAAAAAAUCCAGCCACAAAUGGUGAAAAGGCUGAGGUUGGAGAAGUUGGAGACAAAGGAGAGAACGGAGACAAGGCAGGAGACAAGGCAUCAAAAGUGCCCAAGGCUCCCACUGACAAAAAGCUUUCUCGAUCGGCAAGUGGACUUGAAAGGGCUGAGAAAACCAAGAAGCUGACAAAAAGUGCUACCGAUCCAUGCAAAGGCAAAAGCUCCACCAGCAAGCUUGGUGAAACCAGUGAAAGUCAAACAAAUCAAGUUCAAAUACUUCAACAUCCACAUCAUCCCGAAGAUACGCAGACGACUGCUGCCGAAGUGUUGAGCGCCUCCUCUGCAUCUCACGUCGCCGCAGAACUCAGCGAGACUGGGCUCAUCGACAUGGGCACCUCUGCAGUCGAGCCCGGAUGGCGCUCCCCCAUGCUCUCGCCCACGCGAAAGAUCGUGAGCCUGUGAUGUUUUAAAGUGACGCGAAUGAUGAAAGUGAUGAACGUCUUUAAGAAGGUGCCAAUUCAAAGAUGUCGAGAGUUCCAGUUUCACGAGCGGCUUGUGUUUUAUGAAGUUUGAAGUACUGCUGUUGUUUCAGAGAUUUUCUGCUGUUCUAGCUUGCCCAUGGGCUACCCCACUGCACGGCUACAAAAAAA
Messenger RNA from Cladocopium goreaui, 1709 nucleotides. The record is from the annotation of a GenBank genome assembly. NCBI's taxonomy places the organism in Eukaryota, Dinophyceae, Suessiales, Symbiodiniaceae.